Messenger RNA from Pseudonaja textilis, 1046 nucleotides. Its product is annotated as membrane-spanning 4-domains subfamily A member 12-like. NCBI's taxonomy places the organism in Eukaryota, Metazoa, Chordata, Lepidosauria, Squamata, Elapidae. Gene Ontology annotation, biological process: cell surface receptor signaling pathway. Gene Ontology annotation, cellular component: plasma membrane. The record is from RefSeq and is a predicted model, not a curated record.
GGGAGCACACACGCCAGCUGUUUCCCAUGCAGGGAAUGGGGAACUUCCGGCUGGGGAGAAGGACUGUGAUGUACACAGUGGAAACUAUUCCCAAAGGGAAGAACCGAGUGCUGGGGACCAUCCAGAUCAUGACCGGGUUCAUACACAUCAGCUUUGGGAUCAUUCUCAGCACCCUGUCCAGUGUAUAUACCUCAUUCUUUGUAUCUGGAGAGAUUCCCUUCUUGGGAGGAGCAUCCUUCAUUGUUUCUGGAUGUCUCUCAAUUGGUGCUGAGAAGAGUCCUACGGAAUGUGCAGUAAAAGGCUCACAAGUCAUGAAUAUCAUCAGUGCCAUUUUUGCGUUACUUGGAAUAUCGUCUUUUAUAGUAGACCUGAGCAUAAAUGGGCCAUUUCGUUCAGAUGAUAACUACAAGUAUUCACUAGUGAUGACAGGCAAUAGGAUCGCCAUUACGCUGUUGACAUUCACCAUUGUAGAAUUCUGCAUUGCAUCGGCAACUGCAUAUUUUUGGUGCCGGGCAACACGUUCUGACUCCAAUGAGGCUAUAUUGAUUGACCCAAACACCGUCAGGACAGAUAAUGAAGUCCCGUCUGUAGAAUCUUCAGUACAUUGUCCACCAAGCUCUGAUGAUGUAAAUUAUUAUUUUAAAGUUGAGGCCGUGUAGAAGACUAGGCUGGAGGAAUUUGUAUGAAGAAGUCACAUCAGCUGCAUUUGGGGGGGGGGCAUAAAAGUUAGCCUUUUCCUGCAUGACAGAGGUCCCUCAUUUUCGUCAGUAUUCUAGCUGACAGGUAAAGGGUCUGUCUCUCUACUUCCUCCUGUACUGUCUCCAUUUAAGCCUGGAAUAACAGACAUGUGACUUGAUAUUUUUUGCCUCGGAGUAAAAGGUAAUGCUUCAUUUUGCAUGGGCUGUGUAUGGAAAUAACCAUAUGUGACACAUGGAUUGCUAGGUGUAAAAGUGAGGUUCGAGGACAAUCAUGAUACCAUACUGGAAAUAGUCACAAAAAGGUUGGUGACCCAGACUGAGAAUAUGGAACUGAAGCCAACAGAUGCC